AUGUUUAACUAUUUUACAUAUUUUCGCAAAAUAGAGACAUUAAACAAGUUUCUUUAUAAAAUUAUUUUUUAUAAAACACCUGAAAAAAGUCCUAUAGAUAUAAAUGUACAAGAACAGUAUAUUAUUUGUCAAGACAAAAUUUGUCCUAAUCUUCAAAAAUCUAUUGUGAUUUGUUUUAUAAAUUUAACUGAUACACAUUGUCCAAUUUGUCGUGCAGAGUUUAAUGAAGACUUAGAGAAUACUUCUUUUAUUACUAAUAAUUUUCAGAAAAUUAAUCCAGAAUCAUUAACUAGAUCUACAACUCCUAUUCCUUCAAUUUCAGCUACAUCAAUUGUAACUGUUAGUACAACUACAACCAUAGAAUCUGCUAGACUUAGAAAGUUACAAAAAGCAAGAGGAAUAUUAAGAGAAUUAUUAACUAUUAAUAAUAAUACUGAGAUGAUGGAUAUAAGUUUUGAUGAAGAACAAAAUAAUGAAAAUAUUAAUGGACCAUCUUUAGCAUAUCUUUAUGUUAGUGCAUGUCGUACAAAAGAGUCUACAAUAAAAAAUACUCAAGUAGAAAUUCUUAGCUGGUAUAAAUUUGCUGAAAAAUUUGAUAAUAGAGUUAAAGAAAUUCUAGCUAAUCAAAGAAUAGCUAUAAAGACAGCUAAGACUGAAGCUUAUAAAGAAAUUCUUAAACGUCUUCCUGGUAUUAAAUUAGAAACUUUACGCAAAAGAACUCAAAAAGCAAAUACAAUUUAUACAUUAUUCAAAUAUGUUGGAAUUGAUAAAAUUGAUAGAAUUAGAUCUUAUAGUGCAAAUGAAAUUUCAAAUCUUA
Messenger RNA from Racocetra fulgida, 817 nucleotides. The record is from the annotation of a GenBank genome assembly. NCBI's taxonomy places the organism in Eukaryota, Fungi, Glomeromycota, Glomeromycetes, Diversisporales, Gigasporaceae.